Rosa chinensis is the source of this 1104-nucleotide messenger RNA. Its product is annotated as probable disease resistance protein RPP1. The coding region runs from base 1 to 1104 and encodes 367 amino acids. NCBI's taxonomy places the organism in Eukaryota, Viridiplantae, Streptophyta, Magnoliopsida, Rosales, Rosaceae. The transcript has 4 exons. The record is from RefSeq and is a predicted model, not a curated record.
AUGGGGGCCUGGUGGAAUAGGAAAUACCACAAUAUUGCGAAAGAUGUGUUUAAUUCAAUUCACCGUGAGUUUGAAAGUAGUUGUUUCUUGGCGGAUGUUAGAUCAAGUGCCAUUGUCCAAAUGCAAAAGACACUUUUGUCUGAUAUUUUAAGGGACUCAACUUUGAAGGUGAGCAAUGUUGAUAAAGGAGCCGGUAAGGAAGUAGAUCGUGUGAAACCGAUACUAGAAGCUUGCUAUGAUAUGAAAUCAGUGACUGGUAUUGCCCAACUCCAAGAAAAAGCCUUGAUAAGAAUUGACGGAGAUAUGAUUUGGAUGCAUGACUUAAUUGAUAGAAGAAAUGGGUGCUCAAAAUUGGCAGAGCUGCAUCGUUGUGUCACCGGAGGUAUCAACGAGUCGCCGGCUACUGUGCAGAAUUUUUCAAGCUUAACAUCUAUGGAUUUAAGAGGUUGUAAAUCCCUCAUAGAGCUUCCGAACUUCACCGGAAUACCCAACUUAAUAGAGCUGAAGUUAGAUGACUGUGAAAGUUUAGUUGAGGUUCAUCGUUCUGUUGGAUUCCUAGAUAAGCUUGUGACCUUAAGUCUUAAAAGCUGCUGUAACCUAGUUAAGUUGCCAACCGAAUUUAGCUUGAAAUCUCUCCUUGCUAUGGAUCUUAGUGAUUGCACUAGGCUAGAGGAAUUUCCAAAAAUUAUUGGAAAGAUGGAUUCUUUAGGAGUGUUGAUCCUAUCAUUCACUCUCGUUAAAGAAUUGCAUCCGUCAAUUGAAAAUCUCAUUGGGCUUAAUGAGUUGCACCUACAUCAUUGUAAAAAUCUUACGACUCUACCAUUCAUCAGCAUUUAUGGGUUGCAAAAUUUAGAGAUUCUAAAUGUGAGUGGAUGCUCAAAACUUGUUACAUUUCCAAUAAAAGCAAGUAUUUCAUCACAUGAUGACAGUGGCUCACUAUCGCUUCCCAAGCUACAUGAAUUCAAAAUCAACGGAUGUAAUUUAUCAACUUCUGAUUUCAUUGGGACUCUUGAUUGCCUGGAAACAAUAACCGUACUUGAUCUCUCAAGUAACAACUUUGUUAGUGUUCCUACACUUGGCAAAUUUGUCAACUUAGCAAAUUAA